AUGGUGUCGAGAUCUUGCAUAAGUUUAUUGGACUUGGCAUCAGGGAACAUGAUGAAUUUCGGUCAGACUCCUAGAUCCCUUCCAAGGAUAAUGACUGUUCCAGGAAUAAUUUCUGAUGUAGAUGGAGAUGGAACUAACGAUGGCAAUUCUGAUGCUCCGUCAACUGGAAGCUGCGCAAAAAGAUUAUAUUUUGAUGAGGACUCACUUCUGUUGCAAAUGAAGGAUGGCUUCUCAGAGAAUCCCGAGGUUGUUUAUGUGGGGUCUCUCAGGGUUGAUGUUGAUUCAAGUGAACAGGAAGAAGUUGCGCAAAAACUGCUGGAGGAAUUUAACUGCGUACCCACAUUUAUUCCUCCUGAUAUUUAUAAAAACUUUUACCAUGGUUUCUGUAAGCACCAUCUGUGGCCCCUUUUCCAUUACAUGUUACCUAUGAGUCCGGAUCAUGGCAAUCGCUUUGAUAGGUUGCUCUGGCAGGCCUAUGUCUCUGCUAAUAAGAUAUUUGCAGAUAGGGUCAUGGAAGUGAUUAAUCCAGAAGAAGAUUAUGUCUGGGUCCAUGAUUACCAUCUAAUGGUUCUCCCUACCUUUUUGAGGAAACGUUUCAAUCGAAUUAAGCUUGGCUUCUUCCUGCACAGCCCAUUCCCCUCAUCAGAAAUUUACCGGACUCUGCCAGUUAGAGAUGAAAUUCUGAAAGCGCUGCUGAAUGCAGAUUUGAUUGGUUUUCAUACAUUUGAUUAUGCUCGCCAUUUUCUAUCAUGUUGCAGCCGGAUGUUGGGCCUAGACUACGAAUCCAAACGUGGUCAUAUUGGUCUUGAGUAUUUUGGCCGCACAGUAUACAUAAAAAUUUUGCCUGUGGGGAUUCAUAUGGGCCGAGUUGAAUCUGCUCUAGAUCACCCCUCUUCUUCCAUCAAGGUCAAAGAAAUCCAAGAACAGUUUAAGGGGAAAAGGCUUGUUAUUGGAGUUGAUGAUAUGGACAUAUUUAAGGGAAUUAGUUUGAAGUUAUUAGCUAUGGAGCAUCUUUUGCAGCAGAAUUCAGAGUUGCGGGGAAAAUUAGUCCUGGUUCAAAUUGUAAAUCCUGCACGGAGCUCAGGGAAAGAUGUACAAGAAGCAAUAAUGGAGACAUCUACAAUUACCAAAAGGAUAAAUGAUGCUUUUGGUUUUCCAGGCUACAAACCAGUGGUCCUGAUUGACCGUCAUGUCCCCUUUUGUGAGAAAACUGCCUACUAUGCAUUGGCUGAAUGCUGCAUUGUGAAUGCUGUGAGGGAUGGAAUGAACCUGAUCCCAUACAAGUACAUUGUAUGCAGGCAGGGGACGCCAAAGAUGGACGAAGCUUUAGGAGUUGCCUCUGGGUCACGUCAUACAAGUGCACUAGUUGUAUCGGAGUUUACAGGUUGCUCUCCAUCAUUAAGUGGAGCAAUAAGAGUAAACCCAUGGGAUAUUGAAGCUGUAGCCAAUGCCUUGAAUGUGGCCAUCAAAAUGCCUGAUUUAGAGAAGCAGUUGCGGCAUGAAAAGCACUAUCGCUAUGUUAGCUCUCAUGAUGUAGCUUAUUGGGCCUGCAGUUUUAUGCAGGAUUUGAGGCGAGCGUGCAUAGAUCAUUACAGCAAACGUUGCUGGGGCAUUGGCUUUGGUCUGAAUUUCAGAAUUUUGUCACUCUCUCCUAGCUUUAGGAAGCUUUCUAAUGACUUUAUUGUCUCUGCAUACAAGAGAACAUCUAAAAGGGCUAUAUUCUUGGACUAUGAUGGAACAGUGGUGCCCCAUACUUCCAUUGCUAAAAGGCCCACUCCUGAAGUCAUCUCUGUUCUAAACAAUCUUUGUGCUGAUCUGAUGAACAGUGUGUUUAUAGUUAGUGGCAGAGGAAAAAAGUCUCUGAGUGAUUGGUUUGUCCAAUGUGAAAAUCUGGGUAUAGCAGCUGAGCAUGGAUAUUUCUUGAGGUGGAGUGGGGUGUCUGAUUGGGAAACGAGUUCCUUGGCUGCAGAUUUUGAUUGGAAAAAAAUUGCCGAACCUGUCAUGAAAUUGUAUACAGAGGCAACUGAUGGUUCCUAUAUAGAGGCUAAGGAGAGUGCCUUGGUAUGGCACCACCAAGAUGCUGAUCCAGAUUUUGGAUCUUGCCAGGCCAAGGAACUGUUAGAUCAUCUGGAAAGUGUCCUUGCAAAUGAUCCAGUAGUUGUUAAGAGGGGUCAGAAUAUUGUUGAAGUAAAACCACAGGGAGUAACUAAAGGGUUUGUUGUAGAGAAGGUUCUUUCCAAAAUGAUCGCUAAUGGGAAACCCCCAGGCUUUGUGUUGUGCAUUGGGGAUGACAGAUCUGAUGAAGACAUGUUUGAAAGCAUAUUGAACACAGUAUCAUAUGGUUCGUCACUUCCUUCAGCUCCAAACAUUUUUGCAUGCACUGUGGGCCAAAAGCCUAGCAAAGCUAGAUACUAUCUAGAUGAUACCAUUGAUGUAUUAGCUUUGCUUCAAUGCUUGACUGAUGCUUCAAAUUCAAAGUUGAGUAGCACAGAAACGCAAGUUUCUUUCGAUAAUACUGUCUGA
Messenger RNA from Dovyalis caffra, 2523 nucleotides. NCBI's taxonomy places the organism in Eukaryota, Viridiplantae, Streptophyta, Magnoliopsida, Malpighiales, Salicaceae. The record is from the annotation of a GenBank genome assembly.